This is a messenger RNA of Anguilla rostrata (American eel), 1375 nucleotides long. RefSeq names its product homeobox protein Hox-D9a-like. Gene Ontology annotation, molecular function: RNA polymerase II cis-regulatory region sequence-specific DNA binding; DNA-binding transcription factor activity, RNA polymerase II-specific. The coding region runs from base 371 to 1162 and encodes 263 amino acids. Gene Ontology annotation, biological process: proximal/distal pattern formation; anterior/posterior pattern specification; regulation of transcription by RNA polymerase II. Gene Ontology annotation, cellular component: nucleus. Lineage: Eukaryota; Metazoa; Chordata; Actinopteri; Anguilliformes; Anguillidae. The transcript has 2 exons. The record is from RefSeq and is a predicted model, not a curated record.
AAGCAUCACAAUGUUGAGUGGUGGUUAUGAAAUAAAUGGGUGUACUAAUCUGUCGACGUAAAGAAAUAGUCCCGGACCGCCCUCUGCUGUAACACAUAUUUUAAACACCAAGACCUGUGAAAGUGGCUUAAACUUCAAUGUUUGAUUUCCUUUCUAAUACUAUAGCCUACAGUUGGUGUUAGUUGAAUAAAGUGUCGAAAUUAAGCGUACCGUUAUAUGCGGAUUGAUUUACUGACUGUAUUGGUAAAUAUGAUCACGUGAUUCAUGUAACCAAUCGCUGAAGAUGAAGCCAGCAAAAAUACUAUGAUUGUUCAGAGGGAACGUAUCUUUAACAGUGUAGCCUUUUAUAUGAGUACGAAGAGAUCCAAAAAUGUCGACUAGUAGUACACUUAGUAACUAUUAUGUAGACUCAAUAAUAGGACAUGAAGCAGAGGACGUGUACGGAGCUCGUUUUGUUCAGAGCUCGCACACCGCGACCUCAAGGCCAUCAGGUGCAGGAGAUAAUGCAGAUUUUUCGUCUUGUAGCUUUGCACCCAAAUCCGCCGUCUUCCCCACGUCUUGGUCCUCGGUUCACCCACAGUCCACAGCCGUUUCAGGGAUUUACCAUCCCUACGUACACCAGCCCCAACUCGCAGGCACAGAAAACAGAUAUGUCCGCUCCUGGAUAGACCCAAUCUCCAACUCCGUUUCUUUUUCCGGCUUCCAUCCAAGCAGUCGACACUACGGGACAAAGCCCGAAAGUUUACCGUCGAAAAGGACUGAGUGCGCCGCAUUCGAAGCACAGACUCCUGUCGUUCCGGACUACAUUUGUGGAGCAGUAUUGGAAAACAAGGAUAAAGCAACCAAAGAACCGAUUGCCAGCGACAUUUCGAGCCACGGUGAGCCCAAAGAAGAGAAGCAGCAGCAACUUGACCCAAGCAACCCAGCUGCUAAUUGGAUUCAUGCACGUUCCACAAGAAAGAAGCGAUGUCCUUACACAAAAUAUCAGACCCUAGAACUGGAAAAAGAAUUCCUUUAUAACAUGUAUCUGACAAGAGAUCGCCGUUACGAAGUUGCUAGAAUUCUUAAUUUGACUGAAAGGCAGGUAAAAAUCUGGUUCCAAAACAGAAGAAUGAAAAUGAAAAAGAUGAACAGAGAGAGGGGCAGUAAGGAUCAACAAUGACUAACGCCAGACUCAAAGAGCAAGGACUGAACUGUUUUACCUACCCUCUUUGAUGUAUAUGUGGUAUAAGUAAUGUGCUAGAGUAACACUUUGAUUAGGAGCCUGUGUAUAAAACAUUGUUUAGUUUGUCCAUACAUGUUAUGGAAAGGUUAAAAUGUCUGCACAUGUGCUUUAUUGCUUUUUAAGGAAAUAAAUGUUGAGUCUUAAAAUGAA